This is a messenger RNA of Panonychus citri (citrus red mite), 1240 nucleotides long. Its product is annotated as homeobox protein CDX-1-like. Gene Ontology annotation, molecular function: DNA-binding transcription factor activity, RNA polymerase II-specific; RNA polymerase II transcription regulatory region sequence-specific DNA binding. Lineage: Eukaryota; Metazoa; Arthropoda; Arachnida; Trombidiformes; Tetranychidae. The record is from RefSeq and is a predicted model, not a curated record. The transcript has 2 exons. Gene Ontology annotation, cellular component: nucleus. Gene Ontology annotation, biological process: anterior/posterior axis specification; animal organ morphogenesis; embryo development. Bases 411 to 1133 code for a protein of 240 amino acids.
GAGAAGCCGAAGAGGAAAGAUGGGCUUUUUUAGCACCUCUUUGUGAAAAAAAAGACUACCUGUAAGACCGAGACGAUGAUGAUGAUAGAGAUGUUAAAAGUCAUAAGACUUUUUUGCACCUCUUUGCGAAAAAGUAUGACCGUAGGCCACUUUUCCGUCUCUCUCUCUCGUUCAGUCUUUCUUUUUAUUAUUGUAAUGCGAUUGAUAGGGUGGAGUUAAAGCAAAGGUAAGAAAACAGAGAGAGAGAGAGAGAGAGAGAGAGAGAGAGAGAUUGAAGGAGGAGAAGAUUUUCUUUGAAACUUUUUCAGUAGAUGAAAUAGUUGUAAGUUCAGUCAAGUUCUGAGUCUGUUUUUAGAAGUUUCCGUGUUUAGUUAAUUUCUUGUUCUCUUUCAUUAAUUGUAUAAUAAAUUAUGGAGAAUUUCAACAAUUCUCUUAUUGAUUAUGAUUAUAAUCAUUAUCCACAACCUUAUCCUCAUCAUCAUCCUUAUCAUUUAAAUUACUUUCAAAACAGUUCACUUGACCAACUUGGUGGUAAUUUAAUUCAACAACAACAACAACAACAACAUUCAUACCCUUUGUCCCACCAACAUCAACCACCUCAUCAACUAUUCAAUCAACAAAACCAUUUAGUGCAUUUUGAUAAUAGUAAUCAUCAUCUCUAUCAUGAUCAUCAUCGUUUCCAAACAACACCUUCAUCAUCUGAUGAUCAACAACAAAAUCUAAUUAAAGCAUCACCACCUCUUUUACCACCAACUACAAUUAAAAGUGAAAACAUUGACCCACCAAUCAGAUCAACUCCAUUUACACCUUCAGCUACUUCAUCCUCAUCUUCAUCUCCAUCCACCACAUCGAUAACCACGUGUUGGAAAUCAGCAACAUCGACCUCAGGUCAACCCUCUUCGGGGAAAACAAGAACUCGCGAUAAAUAUCGAGUUGUUUAUUCUGAUCAUCAAAGGUUAGAAUUAGAGAAAGAGUUUCAUACAUCAAAAUACAUAACAAUUAAGAGAAAAGCGGAAUUGGCGGUGAAUCUCCAGUUAACGGAACGACAAGUGAAAAUUUGGUUCCAAAAUAGAAGAGCCAAAGAGAGGAAACAAUUAAAAAAGAAAGAGGAAAAAUGUUUCAACAUUUAUUAAUUCAGGUUACAUUUCACAUUAGAAAACACGGAAGUGGCCUCAUCUACUAAUUUAAUUGUCUUGUUUAAUUAAUUGUGAACAUAAAUUACAAUCAAUUUCUUUGUCAA